ACCAUUACAACACGAAGAAGCGCCAAAGCGCAAGAAGCAAUAACAAACAAACCCACCAGAAAGCUAACGCAACUUUGGGAAACCGAGCACACAGGCAAAGUGUCUCCUUUGUGUUGGACAAACAUAUUCUUUGUUUAUAUUCUACUAACUGUGUAUGAUACGAUGUACACGGAUUACAAAGAAGACGUAUAGUAAUCUGUCACGGGACUGGUAUCUAACAUCUGCUAAUACUAGCCGAACGCUAACGUUAAUCCUUCCCGUCCCGUUUUCUUGUGGUAUUAUAGGGUUGUCGAGAAAGUAGCUAACGUAUUAAAGAAAAACUAAGUUGAUUAUUACACUGACAUGUGAGAAACCUAAGUGAGACGACUGGGUUAAGAUUACAACCUUCACGAUAGAAGACUACUAAGUUGAUAGUGUCACUCUAAGCAAGCAAGGAUGGCUCCGCUUGGUGUGUGGUGCACGGGAGCUCGAUUGAAUGUCCUUAUGGUGGUUUUCUGCAGCGUACUGGUUUCCUCACCUACACAUGCUUAUAUAUAUGCUCAUUAUAGCAAUAUGACCUCCAUGUUGUUUGAGGACCUGCCUGCCUUGUUUGGUUCCCCUCUUCCUAAGGAUGGAAUAAUGGGAGUUUUGAUGGUGACCCGUCCACUUAAUGGCUGUACAGCAAUAGACCCCCCUCCUCCAUUGCCACCAUCUUAUAAUGCCAACACUACCAAAUUCAUCGCUCUCAUCAGACGCUAUGACUGCAAUUUUGAUAUAAAGGUCUUGCACGCACAGCAAGCUGGAUACAGUGCUGCAAUCGUUCACAACAUGUACUCCGACACUCUGCUCAAUAUGAACUACAGCAAUGAAACUAUUGCAGAGGAAAUUGACAUUUCCUCUGUAUUCACCAGCUACUAUGCCUCGCAAAUUCUCAGGAAUUUCAUAAUUCCAGAACAAGGGGCCUAUGUGAUCCUCAAGCCGGAGUUUGCUUUUCCACUCUCGUACUACCUUAUUCCCUUCACUGGAGUAGUUGGCAUGAUAAUUCUCGUGAUGUGUGUUGUCUUGACUAUUCGAUGUGUACAGUACAGGAAAAGGUUGAGGAAAAAUCGUUUGUCCAAGGAACAACUGAAGCGUAUUCCAAUCCACAAGUUCAGUAAAGGGGAUGACUAUGAUGUGUGUGCAAUCUGUCUGGAUGAUUAUGAAGAAGGAGACAAGCUGCGAGUUUUACCUUGCUCGCAUGCCUACCACUGCAAGUGUGUCGACCCGUGGCUCACACAGACCAAGAAGACGUGUCCUGUGUGCAAACAGCGCGUCACUCGCAACAACAUGGAGCACUCAGAGUCCGAGUCUGAGGAGGAAACUGGACAACGCGGGGAGGAAGAAAGAACGGAGGGCGGCGCAGACUCGGAGCGCACUCCUCUGCUUCGACCAUCCAACCCGGGGUCCCCCACUGGGAGCCCAGGGGCCUAUUCAGCCAUCACCGCCACCACUACUGCCCAGUGCCUUGCCUCACCUGCACACUGCGACUCACCCAUCCUGGUUUAUGAAGGCUACCACUCCCCACUGGAGGACACAGACUCGGACAGUGACGACGCAGGAGAGGACGGGCACCACACUGAUGAUGACACCGCUCAGCUCAUCGGUAGGGAUAGAGUGGAGAUCUGAUGGCUACAAUGAGAUUUAAAAUGUGUCAUCAGGGGUGCCAUCACACUAUACUUUAAAAUAGUUUGCAGAGUUGUGGUUGGCUAGACAUGUAUUCUAACAUAAUCUUUUAUCCAGUAACAGCAGGAGGUCUACUUGUUAGUGUCAAAGCACAGGAAGCCCUUGCAUUGAUGAGUUUUACCAAAAUCCACCAUUGAGCAUCAACACACACACACACACACACACACACACACACACACACACUUGUUCUACAACUCUAAUAUUGCUCUGUAGACCUCCUUUUUUUAAAUGCAUGUUCUUAUUCAUAACGUGACCAUGCCGCGUGACCUAACCACUAGUGCUGCACAAAAAGAACGGGCCACUUAAAUGUACCGUGCUGUAUAAAAUAAGAGUGUGACUUAAGUAGGCGAAGCCUUUGUUGCUGAACAGAAUGAAUUCUGUGCUCCGACUUAAAGAGGAUCUUCUAGUGAGUAAGAUUAGUGCAGUCGUAAUUGCUUUAUAUCUGACAGCCCUUUUUACCAGCUUUGAGUCUUUUCCUAACAAGGAUGUGCAUGUGGAGGGGAAAUGUUUGUCUUCAUUUUAUCUUUCAAUCCCUUUAUCUCUCUUUUCACAUUUUUUAAAGCUAUAUUUCAGUUCUUUGAAAUGUCAGAUUUCUUGCUCCAAAUCCACAGUAAAUCGCGCUAUAAUAGAAUUCUGCAAAGAUGUUGUACGUUUCUGCCGCUUUACAUUGUUAAUGAUAAACACUGUUUGGUCAGUUUAAGGAUUUUUUUUUUUGUUGCUUUAUCUAGUUUGUCAAGUUGAACAAACUCAAUUUUUUAGCAACAAAUAAAAGGUUGGUCGGUAUUGUAAAUAAAUAACAUGGUAAGAUUUAACACGAUUUGGUCUUAUACAUUGUUUUAGCUUUUCUAAUCAGUAAAAUAUAGAUUCAUGAAUAUUUAAUGGAUGUUUUUCCAUUUUUAUAUACUACAGAAUGAUAACAUGUUCAAUUGUGGGACCCUGGAGGUGUUUUUAGCAUUGCCUUACAUUGGCCUUGAUGUACAUAUGUUUGGAAAUUGAAGGGACAGGAUUCACACUCGUUUUUUCCCUUCUUGUCUAGCUAGUAUUUAAAACUGCUGGAUAGGAAACUUAGAUUUUGUUCCCUUGAUUGUUAGUGUGCACCACAUUUGUUUUUAUAGUGACAAAGAAUAAAGAGGCAGCCAUGUUUAGUGCUAAUAAUACCCAUCUUAGACAUACUUGAUUUGCAUCUGAACAUUUGGACAAUCUCAGCGGCUGUCGAACAAGAUAUGGUUUGUUUCUCUACUUUAUAAAUUGACCUGGGUGGGGUCCAUGCUGUUGAAUUGUAUAAAGAGCCGUACAAAUAGAAACCGUAGAAAGUAAUUUCAGCCAAACUGUUUCACUGUUCCAAAUAAAUGCACAAUGUUCACCUUGACAACAUCUUACAUUCACAACUGGAUUUUUUUAAAUCUAUGGCUGUGGACAUUUUUAAGCACUGCACAUGUAUGCUCACUCCCUGGAUGGGAUUGUACUAAUGUGAUCAGUGUUUCCUCUGUGUUCACUUUCUUUUGCUCCACCACAACUUGUCAUCUGGUUACUGUCAUUAUGGCAAAACGAUCUCUCUUCCAGAUGUUUUUAAGAAUUGUAUUAUUCAAUAAAGUAACAUGUCCUGCUAUGUAAACUCAACUUAAUCUGUACCACAUCAGAUAGGGGUCCAAACAUCUCCCUUCAAACACCACAACUGCUUCAUAUGAUAACAGAGGAAAGACUGUCCACGAUGCUUUUACAUCUGAGGAUUGAUUUGUUGCAUUUAUUAAAGAGGGGAAUCAGAAAGGUUAACAUUCCAUAUUUAUAUUCUACUAAUGGCUGAAUACUAUCAACCUUUGAGUGGGACGUGUUGGCAAUAGUCUUUAUUGUAAAAUAGAACAGUAUUCUUUCCUAUUUGCAGUAUGCUUCAAAUGACUUUGUACUGUUUUUUUUUUUGCUCUAUAUGUCUCAAUUUUAGAGACUAACUGGAACUAGAAAUAUAUAUAUAUAUCCCAACAUUUUUAUUUUUCCCUUCUACUUUUAAAAUGUUCCCAGUUUAUCACACUAAAAUAAUAAAUGUACAGUGUCGAGUAGGAUUUUCUUGUAAAAAGAAGCCAUGUUUGAAAAUCUGUAGGAUGUAUUAACACGGUCUGUGGAAAUCUGCAUUUGAUUUGUGAAAAAAUAAAUGAUAUUGAAUUGGGA
Molecule: messenger RNA, 3864 nt
Organism: Cottoperca gobio
Lineage: Eukaryota; Metazoa; Chordata; Actinopteri; Perciformes; Bovichtidae
Gene: rnf167
Product: ring finger protein 167
Exons: 10
Coding region: 436-1644 (402 amino acids)
Source: RefSeq, a predicted model, not a curated record